This is a messenger RNA of Sorex araneus (European shrew), 438 nucleotides long. RefSeq names its product regenerating islet-derived protein 3-gamma-like. The record is from RefSeq and is a predicted model, not a curated record. The coding region runs from base 1 to 438 and encodes 145 amino acids. Gene Ontology annotation, molecular function: oligosaccharide binding; peptidoglycan binding; signaling receptor activity. The transcript has 4 exons. Gene Ontology annotation, biological process: positive regulation of cell population proliferation; response to peptide hormone; antimicrobial humoral immune response mediated by antimicrobial peptide. Lineage: Eukaryota; Metazoa; Chordata; Mammalia; Eulipotyphla; Soricidae.
AUGGUGCAGGUCUUUACACCGCGUUUCUGUCCGAAGGAUUAUGUGUCUUAUUCCUCUAACUGCUAUGCCUUAUAUAGCACACCAUCGACCUGGAUGGAUGCAAAUAUAGCUUGCCAAAGGCAGCCUGCAGGACACCUUGUCUCCGUGCUCACUGGGUCUGAAGCAUCCUUCCUGAGCUCCCUGAUAAACAACACUAUGGAUAGCUACUACGAUGUCUGGAUUGGGCUUCAUGAUCCUACUGAGGGCCGACAGCCUAAUGGAGGUGGAUGGGAAUGGAGUAAUACAGACCCAAUGAAGUACUUUGCUUGGGAGACAAAUACCCCCACCAUUCCAGACUCUGGUUUCUGUGGCAGUGUGACUAAAAGUUCAGGUUUUCAGAAAUGGAAAGAUUACAACUGUGAUUUGAAGUUACCUUUUGUCUGCAAAUUCAAGUACUAG